CAGGAACCAGAGAAGGGGAGGUACACAAACCCAAGAUGGCGUCCCGCGAUGAAGCAGGAAAUAUAUUCCGCUUUCAAUAAUAUUCGCGACUGGAGAGGUUUGCUCGGAAAUUGUAUGUUUGAAGAAGGCUGAAACGGAUUUAUUGCCUACUGAAGACAGAGCAGAUACUCUAAAUGGCUGCAAGGAAGUCUGGAUCAGAUCUCCAAAACAAUGGACCUGUCAGUUACCUUGAGGAUGUUCCUUUCAAGCUCAACGAGAAGUUCCGCUGCCCAGCAAAAGUGGGUCUGCCCAUUGGCUUCUGCCUGCCCGACUGUAACGCUUUGCUAUCAGAGACGCAGUAUGACUUCAAUCUAGAGAAGCUUAGUGUGCGCUGGGGGGACGACCUGAACAAGGCACGAGCUGCUGAGGCUCGGGAAGCCGAAUCCAGGCGGGCAGAAGAAAAAGACAGACAGGCCUUACAGGACGGUGAUGCCGGACUGGCCGGUGGAAAGAAAGCCCGUCCCGCUGAGGAGCAGGACCUCCUCCCACCGGCUCUGAACCCGGUCCUAGCAGGUCUAUGGCACAACGCUAUCCUGACCCCGCUCCCGGCCCCGAGAUUCGGCCCAGCGCAACCAGCAGCCAGCAGCCCUGCGCCUCAGAGCCUCAAUCUGGCUGACUUCGAGCGGGAGGAGGACCCCUUCGACAAGCUGGAGCUGAAAACUCUAGAUGACAAAGAGGAGCUCCGAAGUAUCCUCCAGAGCCAACCGCAGGCGUCUGCAUCUGUCUCGACUCCUGAAAGCACUGGUGGAGAAGACAACGCUGCACCACCUCAGCAGGCCAAAGUGGAUAUCUUCCAUAAACCCAACGGCCUGGUAGGACUGCUGGACUUGGAGCAGGCAGGUGUUGGUGGUGUGGCAAUGUCCAAGGGACAGAUCGAUGCCGAACGCCCCUGUAACAUUCGCUCGCUGACUUUCCCCAAGCUGUCGGAGCCAGGAGAUUCCGCCUCGGACCCUCGCUUUACUACAUAUCCAGCACCCCCACAGCGAAGCUUACCCAACGGUACUCCACUCUCCAUGCUGAGAUCCACACCACAUACCAGUUCUACACUGCCUGUAGAGUUACCGGGCCAUGCACCAAAUGGCACACCAAAGCAGUCGAACCCUGUCCCUGCAGCCGGUCCUCCUUCAUACCCAGCACCUGUGGGAGAAAUCCUGCUCAGUCUCUCUCCCAGUGAGCGCCAGUGUGUGGAGACUGUAGUAGGCAUGGGCUACUCUUACGAAGGCGUCCUCAAAGCCAUGCGGAGACAAGGGCAGAACGUCGAACAGGUGCUGGAGUACCUUUUUGUCCACGGUCAACUGUGUGAGCGAGGUUUUGACGCCACAGCGGUGGAAGAGUGUUUGGAAAUGUACCAGUGCUCGGAGGAGAAGGCGCUGCAGUUUCUGCAGUUGAUGUCUCGGUUCGGUGAGAUGGGGUUUGAGAGAGACACCAUUAAAGAGGUCCUUUUAGUGCACAAUAAUGACCAGGACAAAGCUCUGGAGGACUUAAUGGCUCGUGCGACUGCAAGCUGAACCAGAGCGGCGUCUCCUCCUUGAUCCGCCCCUCCUUUACUCCUCAACACUACAUCCACUGUGAGAGAGAGAGAGAGAGAAGGAAAGAGAGGGGGGAUGGGGGGGUCAAGCAUGUGAGUGUGAGCAGCAGAGGUAGGGAUGUAGUGAGGGUGUUUGAGACCGGACAAGUGAACAUAAUAUCCCUUAAAAAAAAACUAUAAAAUAAAAACCUGCCCUUCAAGGUAGGGUUUGAUCGGACCAUUCAUCCGACCUCAGCUAUGAUCCUAUUAAGUGAUGUUUGUGUGAUUGCGGGCAAGAGGACCCUGAGUCGUCCUCCUUUCUCCAUCGCCAUAGAAACAGGCAGACGUGGGGCGAUGCCUAGGAUGCGGGCCUGAGAGGAGCGCACCAGGAGCGAGAUCGGACUCUUGCUACAGCGCUGCUACGUCUUUCAUAAGUGAUGAGAACUUAAUACUCGUUCAUACACAUGCCAUGUCUGAACAGAGACCUUGAAGUGCCCUUUCUGUUCUUGCUGCCGCCUGGCUUUCGUUUGUUUUUCUUCCACCUGUCUCUGCUGUACAUCCUUUUAACGAUAUGUUCAUCCGUCGAGCUGUUUUAACAAACAGCCGUCUUGUUCGAGAUCUGGUUUAUUUGCCAUCUGCAUUAUAUAGGAACCGCAUUAACAGAACUAACGAGCGCAGCGCUUUGCGAGAAACAGGACGACAAAUACGAGAAAGGAAAUCCGCAGCCGAAGAGCUUUUACACUGGAAUGGAAAGAGAAACUGGUGUGUUCCUGGGAAUGCAAUAUUUAUGUGUGUCUAUGCUUCUGCGUACAAAUGCCAUGCAAGGCUGAAAAGGCACAAAGAAUCACAGAUUAUUAAUAUAAAUGUAUUUAAAUAUGUUCAAGAUACACUGACACCUUCAAUCUGUAAUAAAGACUUGGAAAUUCUUUA
Messenger RNA from Ictalurus punctatus (channel catfish), 2476 nucleotides. It is a transcript of the gene ubap1, whose product is annotated as ubiquitin associated protein 1. The record is from RefSeq and is a predicted model, not a curated record. Gene Ontology annotation, molecular function: ubiquitin binding. Gene Ontology annotation, biological process: ubiquitin-dependent protein catabolic process via the multivesicular body sorting pathway. Gene Ontology annotation, cellular component: ESCRT I complex. The coding region runs from base 174 to 1547 and encodes 457 amino acids. The transcript has 7 exons. NCBI's taxonomy places the organism in Eukaryota, Metazoa, Chordata, Actinopteri, Siluriformes, Ictaluridae.